Messenger RNA from Linum trigynum, 2265 nucleotides. NCBI's taxonomy places the organism in Eukaryota, Viridiplantae, Streptophyta, Magnoliopsida, Malpighiales, Linaceae. The record is from the annotation of a GenBank genome assembly.
GACACGGUAUGCCAAUUUAAUGCUCAUUGGACUGUACGGGUCGUUUGGAUGUAUCAUUUUGGUUCUAUGGUAUUUUGGUAUGUGGCAAAUCAGCUUGGAAUGUGUUGACUCUAAUUGUAUUGUUUGGAUAGAACAUUCACGUGUUAUGGUAUUUCACCACUUGAAGAAUGAAGGAGCAAGUGUGAGAAACCCACUUCUUAGGGCUUUUAGGGACUGAUCUUCGGCACCCGCGAUUACUUGUAACAAAUAGGGAUUUAGGGUUGAGAUUAGGGAUUUAGAUGAGAAAGAACAUAAUAGAAUUGGGAAUCGGCCGAAGCCUUGGAUUGGUUGAUAAUAGAAAUUAGGAGUUGAGAGGAUAAACUAGGGUUUAGAAGAUUCUUCUUCAUAUUCUUCUUGACUUAUUAUGACGUAAACCCCAAGUACAUAUUUAUAGGGAUAAUACGAGAAAACCCUAAUAAUAUAAUCCUAAUUCGACUAUAUCUCUACUAACCAUAAUUAUAAUUAUCCUACCUAAUAUAAUAAUAGAAAGCCCAAAUAAAUGUGUUUCUGACAAUACAUCCCCCUUGAAAACAACCUUGACCUCAAGGUUGUAGUUGACUUCUACCUCCUUGACCUUCCGCUUUCUUCGUUUCCAAUUGCGCUCGAUCCCUUGAAUGAACUCUUCUCGCGCAACUCCCACUUUCCUUGUCUCUUUUCCACCCACGUGACAUGUGCCACGUUCUUCAUAGCCGAACAAUCCGCCCUCUUCCUUUUCGAAAUCAACGAAAUAAGAAUCGGAGAAUUGUUCUUCCUUGCGCUCAUCAUUAACCACUUUAAAAUAUUCCGGGGUCGUUUGGAUGAGGAAUUCUAAUGGAUCAAUCUGACACAAUUGUCUCGUUUUGAGUCAAUUGUGCUAGAUUGAUCCGUUUGGCAGCAGAAAAUUUGGAUGAAGCAAUUUGGGCUGGGGAAUUCUGAAUUGACUCAUUUUGAGCCAAUUACAAUUGUCUGGGGUGGGGGCAGGUAAUCUGAAUUGACUCGUUUUAAAUGACUCGUUUUGUAAAAUGAAACAAUUGGUCAAACUGUCUCGUUUUACAAUUGAUCCAUCCAAACGACCCCUCAAUGAAUUGCGCAAGUGAUUCUACCAAGUGCUUGGAGGUGUAGACGAACUGCUCCCAACUUCCUUUUCCAUCUCCCUUGGUUCGGCCCACAAUAACUUGAAAGAAAGAAUUAUGGCUCAAACCAAUUUGAAGCUCUUCUGCCCUCUUCUUCCUUUCAUUUUCGUUUGGGCUUGGCUCCUCGAAAAGCCAACUUAAUAAGCCCAUGUUAUCUUCUUUCUUUUCUUUCAAGUUGACCCACUUCAAAAGACAACUCCUGUUGGGCUCUAUUUCUUCCAAUCUUGGCCCACAACCAUACAAGAGAGACCUAAGCAGUGGGCUCCUCUGAAGCCCAAUUCCUCCCUUGAAUCUUGACCCACUCCGCUGGUACAAAGAGAGACCAGCGCCCCUCUUCUCACAAUCCAGCCGAUGGCCCAUGUUAGUUGGGCCUGCCUACCUCCCUCGGCCCAACCAACAAAGCUUCUCUGGCCUAGGGUUAGCAGCGGCCAUCCCUUGGCCCACUCCCCUUUGCAGCUUCUGGUGUUCGUGGGAAGGGAAGAGAAGUUGUUCGUAUUAGAGCAGCAGGGUAUCGCCGCCGCCGCCGCCGUGUACAGCUUCCUUCUUCCUCGACUCCUUCUCUGGCUGCACUACUCGCCGAUCACGAGGCCAGUUCGACCCCGCCGCCUUAUUCAGCUCAACCCCGUACACUGACAAUGAUGGAAACCAACUUCAUUAGGGUUUCUGGGUUUUGAGCCCAACAUGAUCUGGGUUUUGAAGAAGGAAAAAGAAAAUGGGUUCAUUGAGUUGCAAUAUGGCCUUCUUAAAGAACAUAGCCCAAAGGUAGGUGGAGAAGCAACAAAUCAAGUGAGUUGGUUUCAAGGGAGAUUUUUAAGGGCUUUGACGAGUUGGUAUUUAAGGAUAAGUUCUUGUGCAAUAAAAUACCCUUGAAUUGUUUAAGUGACUUGACUAUGAUGCCAACAAAAGAGGAGUUGUUGAAGUUCGAAAUUAUCAAAGAAGCAAUUAGGGAGCCCAUGGAAGUGAAAGCCGAAGAAUUACAUCAACACGAGAAGGUCGGUUGAAGAAGCCCAAUUCAAAAGAUGGAGCAUGAUUGAAAGAAAAGGAAGCGCAAGAAGUAGAGGAGACAAGGCGUGAUUUACACGGGAGAUAGGAUGAAGAAAUGGGUCGAAUCAGU